Messenger RNA from Sebastes umbrosus (honeycomb rockfish), 2601 nucleotides. It is a transcript of the gene col26a1, whose product is annotated as collagen alpha-1(XXVI) chain. The record is from RefSeq and is a predicted model, not a curated record. Gene Ontology annotation, molecular function: protein binding. NCBI's taxonomy places the organism in Eukaryota, Metazoa, Chordata, Actinopteri, Perciformes, Sebastidae. The transcript has 14 exons. Bases 290 to 1609 code for a protein of 439 amino acids.
GCUUUUUACGCACACUGGAUAUUUGACUCCUCAGUGCUCGGCACGAUGUCAAACGUCAGAAAACCGCAUUAUUCUAUAGGAAGAGGCUGGGUGUCAUUCAUUUUGGGCUCUUGAGAGGGGCUAGUUUGUUUCUCAUGGGGAAGAAGAAAUGACCAACUCUUUAAGGAUUUCUUACUUUCGUUUAUCUUUCCACUUUCAGAAACUGUAGAUCUGUCUAAAAGGGAUUUAUAACUUCAGGAUUUACUUGAAAACCCGUCGGAUAUCUCUGUCAGGGAUAAAUCAAAAGGAGAUGAUGGCUUUAUCGUUCCUCUACGUGCUGUGCAUGUGGAUAACUUUUGUCUGUCCUUCGCUGGGAACUGGGUUUAUUUAUCACUUUCCAGGCAUCACUCUGCAGCGGCAGCAGCGCAUCAAAUCGGAGCAGAGCAGCAGCUCCGGACCUCCAGGUACCAGGUCCUCCAGGACCAGUACACAACUCAGGAACUGGUGUCAGUAUACUGUUUCCAGAACAGUGUCCUGUCAGGUGCACAAUGGGACAGAAACCAGCGUGCAGAGAGUGAUUCAGGGGUGCAGAUGGCCCGGACCCUGCUCCAAAGUCAUCAGCUACAGGACCCUGAUCAGGCCGUCCUUCAAGCUCACCUACAAGCAGGUGACGGCCCUGGAGUGGAGAUGCUGCCCGGGGUUUGUGGGAGAAGAGUGUCGUGAGGAGUGUUUGAACUGUACCAGUUUCACUGACAUGAACAGCAGAAUAAACGCCAUUGAAUCAAAGAUCCAGCUGUUAGAAGAGGGACGUUCAUCCCUGCCGACGGUCAGCAGUUUACCGGAGGGCUCAACAGACAACGAGGUGGACGCACCCCAACCCACUCCUAUUGGACCGCCAUCAUACCUGCCACCAGGAGGAAGAGGUCUUCCAGGACCCAUCGGACCACCGGGGCUUCCAGGUUCUGCUGGACCUCCGGGUCCGGCUGGAAGAUCAGGCCUCCCUGGACCCAUCGGACCAAAGGGGGACAGAGGUCUAGCAGGAGUAAUAGGUCUCCCCGGCCUUCGAGGUCCACCGGGUCCUCCGGGGCCGAGCUCCUCUUCUGCCCGAGAACGCGGUGACGUUUUUCACGUAGACAAUCAAGAGGAGACCUUCCCUGCUCCUCAGAUCGUGGUCGGGCCUCCUGGUCCAACUGGUCCAACUGGUCCUGUCGGCCCCUCAGGCCCUCCAGGACUGAGAGGACCUGCAGGGAUAGCAGGCCUACCGGGACGAGAUGGCGAUGACGGACUCCAAGGCAAUCCUGGCGAUCCUGGGCCUAAAGGAGAUCUGGGGGAAAGGGGGCCUUCAGGUGUAGCAGGCGAACUGGGCCUACCUGGAGCACCGGGGCCAAAAGGAGAGCCAGGAGAAGGCUUGAUUGAGGGCGAGGCCGUGCAGCAGCUCAGGGAGGCCCUGAAGAUCCUGGCUGAGAGGCUCCUGAUCCUGGAGCACAUGAUCGGCCUUCACGAGAACUCUGAAGGAUCUGGAUUUGGCAGCUUCUCGGAUCCCCUCUCUUUCUCUGCUAUAAAGACCAAGCGCCUUCAGCCUGCUCAAGCUCCAGUACAGAGGGAGCUACGAAGACGAGCUCCCCUUUAAGAGUCUCAUUUUGUAUGUAUGUGUAUAAUUGUGAUGGAUGUGGCAAACUUUGCUUGACUGGACGUACACUUUUUGUUUAUAUCAUAUUAUCACAAUUUAUUUGCCCAUUAUUGUCUUUAUACAGCUGUAAAAACGAAGAGAUGUUGAGCAUUUCAUCCACAUGAACGGCUUUAUUGAGUCUUUUUGACCCUGUUGCUGCAUGCUCGUAGUCUACAUAACCAUAGCAGCGGCCCUUGUACAAUGUUGUACAAUGAAAUAUAACCUCAUAAAGUGUUAUGAGGGUUUUGGCUUCUUUCUUUCCUCAGAUAACAGACUGCCUAGUAAACACAUCAGUUUCCUUGGCUGAUGCUGCAAAGCUCCUCAGGCUGUGAUGUGAGUUUCCCGAGAGCUGGACCCAAAAUAUACUAUUUAGUGUCGAACACAUUCUUGGAACGACCUCGGGGUUCAUCUUGUGUUAGCCUGUCAAACAUAUUUCUUCCUUUCUCUUCUUUCUGUCUCUCUCUGGUUGCUCUGCCUUGUUAAAACUGAGGUAAGACAUGACAGGCUGCCAAGAAUAUCUGCUUAAAAUAAAGUUAGGUGAAAUAGCAUCUGGAGAGCGCACAUCUGGAAAGCAAAAAGAGGGGAUGCUGAAAGAGUUGAGUUUUGGCCCGGAAACCGCAAACCGUGCUCGGCUCCAGCGCACCUUCGCGCGACUGGCUGAUGGAGCACUAAACGGGAUUACAUUGACUGAGAUUUGUUUCCAUCCUGAUAUAAUUAUUGUACAAUAAGUCUCUGAGAGACCAACAAAGCUUCGACCAUGCCUGGUACAAUCUUUGCUUUCUCCAUUACAAGGUUCAUGUGUAAAGGCGAGAAGAUUGAUGCCACUCUCCUCCCACCAGGGGAAAAGAUUGUGGAAGUGUCAACAAACUGCAAAGCCACCAACGUUAACAGUUACAUCUAGAUCAAAUUCAAUAUUAAAGCUAGGGUGGGUCAUGUAUUUGAGAAACAUUUUU